CGUUCAGCUGUUGAAUAGAUAGAGAGCAGAAAGGUAACAGCCCUACACUGGGUGACAUCCAUCCGCGAACAAAUCAGCUCUAGUUUCUUAUUUAGCUGACACAUGCGUGUGGUAACAAUUUCCAUCUUCGUUGGAUCGCAGGGAACAACAUUUAGACUACACGCCCUCCACAGGAAUUCGAAAAUAGCCUGAUGCGACUUAAGCGUGACCUGACUUUGCAUAUGUGAUGACCUAACAUAGCAGAAAGUUUGUGGUAAGAUUCACAUCCACCUGUGCGUUUUUUGGCUCGCGUGAGUGUUUUUAAAAGUCGAUCUGCAUUUACGUUUCUCGAUGGGCAACACAUUGAAACCUCGAUUGGAGCACGCUGAAAAGACAGGCGUCUGUUCAUUGUCUAAAUGUCAAAUAAAAGAGUUCCCAGCAGCCGAAUUGCAGAUGCAAAGGUUGCCUUUGAUUCCUGCAGCAAAACUGCGAUCACUGGACCUGUCGUAUAAUAAGCUAAAGCUUAUACCUGAUGCAAUAGGACAGCUUUGUAAUUUGAAAGUUCUCAAUUUGUCACAUAACAAAAUCAUAAAGCUACCGGAUGCCAUAUGCCAGCUUGCAAAACUGGAGAUUUUAAACAUGGCUGCUAACCAUCUUGGGAAUCUUCCUCCAGAUUUUGGUAAAUUGUCCGCACUGAAAGCUUUGAACCUGAGUGAAAACAAAUUGAAGAAAUUUCCUCUUCAGGUAGCCAAGCUGCCUAUAUUAGAUGUGCUCGAUUUGUCAACUAAUGCAAUCAGUGAAAUGGCGGACUGCGAACAACUGGGGUCACUGAACUGCAGCGAGCUCUUGUUAAACUCAAACCAAUUAGCGGUACUACCAACUAAUCUGGCAAAAUGUCCGCGACUUAAAAUUCUGCGGGUUCAAGAGAACUGUCUAACACUGGACGGUAUACCAUCGGAGUUGCUCUCUUCUUCUGGAAUCAACGCGCUUUCUCUCGAAGGGAAUCUUUUUGAAGAACGAGAGCUUCAUCAAAUUCAGGGAUGGGACGCAUAUCAGGAACGCUACACGGCUUCGAAAAAAAAAAUGUACUAAUAAAAAGUAAAGUCGUCAACCUCUAUUAUACCAACCUGCGAACUAUUUCAGUUCGCGUCACGUUGCCAACAGUAUCACAUCGCUGUAGCAGGUAAUAAUUGUAUAAUCAAUGGUAGGCGUUCAGACAAAACGUUUACGAAAUAGCCAGCACCCAUCGAAUAAUCAUUAGACACCAGAUAUCUGCCAUUGUGAUCUUAGUAAAAAAAGAGCACGACAAAAACGUAAAACAAUUAUCCAGCGGGGUAGUAUUAAUCAUGCUAAGAAGGAAAAACACAAGAGCAAGAUAGAUUCACGACAUGCACGUUGGAGCCUAAUAAGGUACACUACACUAGCGUUGCGUGUCGGGAGCAAUUAGUCUUUAAAUAUUACAUCAUUCAUAUUCAUUGAGGAGUUAUUCUUUUCACAAACUGCCCAUACAUUCAUUCAUUCAAUCAAACGAAUAUGUCUGAGAAUAUACAAGUUAGUGAUCAUUUCUGUUUAAUUUAUUUGCGUCUCUCUGUUGCGACACGUUCAGAAAUCAGACGUGGCUAAUUAUUUAGUGGUUUAUUAGCUUACAACUCAACACCGAAAACCGGCAAUGUUUGUAGAAUGUUAAAAGGUGAAUAUAUAGUACAGAUAUUUGAUGACUAACCAUGUACUAUAUUAAACAGUAUAGCCAGGACAUAAGGUGUGUAGAGUAUUAACAGUUUCCUACGUUAGAAAUAUAAGCCUUGUAAUUGUGGGUUGAUAACCUGAGCAAACUUCUUACACCUUCUGUUUCAACACAAUCAACUGUUUUAAACAACGACACUAGAUACCCGCUGAAGUUGAAGCCUGAGUUUUUCUCGGUGAUCUGCAUAAUAAAGAAAAUGUCGCGUUGUGAUCAUCAUUAUGAAGAUCAUCGACUUUCAAAGUUACGUUUUUUUGAUUUUGAAUGUGUGCCUGUUCGAUAAAGAACAUAGGUAAAUGAAAUCCAGAUGUUGUCCCAAUAAGAUUGUAAAGUUUUAUACAAUUAACACCGAACUGUCAUGAACUUUGGUCGAUUUUGAACUGACAGAGAGCGCCAUAAACGUUUAUUCUGAUACUCCAAUUGCGCCAUCCGAUAGCAGACUUGUGGCCGGACCGUCUAGGCUUAGCGCUUUUAAAACAUUUUCAGUUAAAUCCAGGCGCGAGCGAUAGCUUAGUCAGAGUGUAAUAUUCAAGCUAUGAUACUAUUUUAAGUACUGGAAGAUCUGCAUCCACCAACUGCGUCUUUAUCUGGAAGAAUAUACUGUUUAUUGCAAAUGAAUACGGUCUAGGGUAUAUUGGUCAUAUAAAAUUUUGUCGCGAAAAGUGGUAACAACGUGAAAAUUGAUAAGCACCGAUAAUCUAACAGCACGCGCGAUGUAAAACUAAAGGGGUUGAGAACAAUUCAGUAAGUCUAAUUCCAAGUGAAUUCCUCUAUAGUUGCCUUCAAAAAUAAUGACCCCGUAUACGAAUAUUCCAAAAGUGAAUGUGACAUGUAUUCAUCUUCCUUCCGAGUGCGAAUUACAAUACAGAUGUGUGUUUUAGACUAUUGUAAUAAAUAGAUGAAAAACCAGGUA
This is a messenger RNA of Varroa destructor (honeybee mite), 2633 nucleotides long. Its product is annotated as leucine-rich repeat-containing protein 57-like. NCBI's taxonomy places the organism in Eukaryota, Metazoa, Arthropoda, Arachnida, Mesostigmata, Varroidae. Gene Ontology annotation, molecular function: protein binding. The record is from RefSeq and is a predicted model, not a curated record. Gene Ontology annotation, cellular component: cytoplasm.